Messenger RNA from Strongylus vulgaris, 600 nucleotides. NCBI's taxonomy places the organism in Eukaryota, Metazoa, Nematoda, Chromadorea, Rhabditida, Strongylidae. The record is from the annotation of a GenBank genome assembly.
AUGAGACUUUUGCUCUCAGCUAUAAGUUUAUAUGGAAAAGGGGUUCUGUUCGAAGGUUGGGACGUUGGCGUUGAACGAAUCCUCAAACCAAACCCGCUGCAGGCGAGAUAUUGGACGAAUUUGUGUGAUCAAGUUGUUUUCCAUUAUUCAAUUAAAGGAGAUGGGAUGGCAAAUUUCUCUGAUUUUGAGAACUGCAUUUCUGAAUGGCAUAUAGUUAAACGAAUUGUUAGUCCAAAUGCAGGUUUCCAGAUUAUCACUAACACUUCUGCUCACUUCAUUACAGCAUUGGCUGGACUUGUCGCACUGUUCUUUAUCAACAGCGGCAUUGCUCUCCGUCCAGGACAACCUUCGGCUGUCGCGACCUUCCGAUUUGGGAUGCAGCUCUUCGCGCUGCUCUCCUUGCUCAUCGCGCAGUCUUAUGGCCAAGUGCUAGAAAAGUCGCGAUCUGUCUGGGUCGAACAGGGACUUGUGCGAGGCAAAAUUUAUAAUAUUGAUGGACGUCAUAUUCAAAUAUUUCGUGGCAUUCCUUACGCUGAGCCACCGCUAGGAAAUCUACGUUUCCACGUGAGUUUGUUUCUUUUUACUUCUGUGGAUAUCUGA